Messenger RNA from Suillus clintonianus, 760 nucleotides. RefSeq lists its product as uncharacterized. The coding region runs from base 134 to 607 and encodes 157 amino acids. The transcript has a single exon. The record is from RefSeq and is a predicted model, not a curated record. Lineage: Eukaryota; Fungi; Basidiomycota; Agaricomycetes; Boletales; Suillaceae.
GGUUCUUGCCGUCAGUCACCUCGGAAAGCGGAGAGGCCCAAACCGGCCAUCAGUCCUGUCAUUGGCACGUAUAUAACCCAACAGCGUCACAGGAUGGCGCCGUAACUAUCAAGAUACUAAUUACUCUCCUGGCAUGACCUUCAAGGACAUCUUUUCUCCACCAACAAUCAUGGUCCAAGUCUGCACACGCGCAUUCACCGACUUCUGUCAUAAUCAUCUUGGUAUACAGAUACAUCACGCCCACAAAACUCAUGUGCUGGAGACGGAACGCGUUGAGAGCUCGUCUGGACCGGCGCGUACACACGCAUGUUUAGCAGAUUCGAAGCCAACAAUUGUUGGUCCCAGGGUGGAACACAAGGACGAGUUCACCUGCAAAGGGGGAGUCGAUGCUGGAAGACUUGUGAAUCUAGCUCGCAAGAGCUUGUAUUCGACAGCGAAGGAGAUGGGAGGCAACGUUCUCCUUGAAGAAAGGUCAGUACAUACUCUAUCUUCCUCCCAUUCGCUACUAACCAACGUCAUCAGAUGGGACUGCGAGAUUCGGCAUCCUAGAUCCCAGCGCCGCGACCAAUUCAAGGUCACAGUGAGUGUCCCGUUCCGUGUCAAUUAGUAGCAUGAUCGAUCCCUCCCAUAGAUUCAUUAUUCGGCCACAGUGGCUCGAUCAUGCUGGCCUGAUGCACAGAGACCUGUUGAAAUUGAAGCAGCCAAAGGUAUCAAGGGAUUAAUGACCGUUAUAGAACGUCAACCGGAAUUUUGAAAGAAA